AAUGAUGAAAGUGGAUGACACGCAUAAUAGUUGAAGGCGGCGUGCAGCUAGAAGGAUUUUCUUUUGGUGAACAGAGUACAUUCAAUGUACAUUCAAAACGCAACUUAACAGAAACAAUAAAAUAAUAAAAAUCAACACUAGUUGAACAUGGUGUAACCAAUGAACGUUGAACCGGUACAGGUUUUCAAUUUGGACACGACAAUUUUAAAGACAAAACCAUAGAAAAGAAAAAGUGCCACCAACCAACAGCUUAACCUUUCUUGUUCAAAAAGAAAUUCUAUUCGACUACUUCUGAAAAAUCUGAACUUUGAAGAUUGUUAAUUGAUGGAGACGGUGAUGGAAGAUGUUGAAGAAUACAAUUACAGAGAAGUGAAGCUUCCAUCGUUGAUCCCAAUAGUGCCUGAACCAGAGCUUGAGAGAGAAACAGGAGAAAGAAGAAGAGGAAGAGAUAUAGUUAUAGGCAUAGAUCAUGGUCCAAACAGUAAACAUGCUUUCGAUUGGGCUCUUAUUCAUCUAUGCAGACUUGCUGAUACCAUCCACCUCGUUCAUGCUGUUUCUGAUGUGAAGAACCAGAUUGUGUAUGAUUUGACUCAGGGGCUGAUGGAGAAAUUAGCUGUUGAGGCUUUUGAAGUUGCAAUGGUAAAAACAGUAGCUCGGAUUGUGCAAGGCGAUCCAGGAAAAGUAAUUUGCUUGGAAGCAGAGAGAACUAAACCUGCCGCUGUUGUUUUGGGAACCAGAGGCAGAAGCUUGUUUCAAAGUGUACUACAAGGAAGUGUUGGUGAGUACUGCUUUCACCAUUGUAAAGCAGCACCUGUUGUAAUUGUUCCUGGAAAAGAUCUUGGUGAUGCAUCAAUUGUCUAGUGGAUUUAGGUUGUAUUAUUUUUGUAAUUGUAAUGUAUCUAAAAUUCACAUGUUAUGGUUUGUUUUUGACUCACUUUUCCGUUUGAAAAUUCGUGGGAAUUUUACUUGUUUUGCAAGUAAUUGUAAAAUAUUCAUUUCAUGAAUGUAACCAUUGUUUGGCUUUCUAUGAAAACGUUGUGGUUUUUAAUA
Molecule: messenger RNA, 1050 nt
Organism: Lathyrus oleraceus (garden pea)
Lineage: Eukaryota; Viridiplantae; Streptophyta; Magnoliopsida; Fabales; Fabaceae
Product: universal stress protein PHOS32
Exons: 5
Coding region: 325-861 (178 amino acids)
Source: RefSeq, a predicted model, not a curated record